Messenger RNA from Limulus polyphemus (Atlantic horseshoe crab), 1476 nucleotides. RefSeq lists its product as uncharacterized. The record is from RefSeq and is a predicted model, not a curated record. The coding region runs from base 721 to 1476 and encodes 251 amino acids. NCBI's taxonomy places the organism in Eukaryota, Metazoa, Arthropoda, Merostomata, Xiphosura, Limulidae. The transcript has 4 exons.
UUCCUGGUUUCACUGCGCAGGAGUGUUUGGUACAUUAUAGAAUUGUUCUAGCUUGAAGAUUCACAAACUACAUAUUAAUCUUUCCCUUUGAAACAUAUUAGAACGCUUUCAAAAUCGAAACUGUAACGUUUUCUUGAUAUUUUGUUUCUAGUCAAAUCACCGGGUCAUCUUAACCAAGAACUGAAUUUUACCUUCACAGUAAAUUGCCUUUUACAACAGACAUUCGUUGGUUAGUGAGAUAUUAGGCAUAGUACUUGCUAUUCGAGGCACGUGAUAGAUUUCUUCAGCUGCUGGAGUUUGUUCGAAGUUCUGCAGGUGGUUUAUGACGUCACAUAAACAACAACAACGGCAGAUGUUAGGAAGAAGCUGUAGACUAUUUUGUUACUGGGUUGACAACAGAUUCAUCUACGCAGUAUGGCUAUAACCAUAGUAUGAGGGUUCCCUGCCCAGAUCUGUAGUAUUCUUAGUUAUUUUCUUAAUUAUAAAUACGCAAAACGUUUCAUUGAGUUCAUCGAAUUCUUCAAACAGCCAUUUUUGUCACGUCGUGUACUUAAAGCCAAUAUUUAGAAGCUAUAGAGAAAUAGGUAAUGCAAAGAAAAAUAUUCAUAGUUUGUAAGGAGUACAGAGAUCAAGGCUGUUAAAGUCUCAACGUAUUUGACGGUAUUUACCUAGGAUAAGUAUAUAUUUUUGUAGCAUACAUCCUUCAGAUUUCUUUACACCAUGGCUACUUUUAGCAGUAGUCGAAGAAGAAAUCUAAUGAGGAAGUUUUUCCUAACAUGUGUAAUAACUCUGUUUUGGGAGUCGACUGGUGCUUUAGAAGAAACUGUCUCUACAAAGGAAAAACAAGGUCUGAAAACUGCCACUAGCAUCCAAGAACCAAGUGAAAAGCUGUUGUCAAAACCAACUGAAUCUAGGCUUACAAAUUUCUCUAUAACGCCGUCUCAUGACCAGAACACUAACCAAAUAGGAGCACUUUUAGAAAAGUUUAAAAACAAUUUCACUGUGCAACCGAUAUAUGAAGACAAGGUUUCUGGUGAAGAAGACUACCAUACUCCUACUUCUAACUUUGACAAUGAAAAUGUAGAUUUGCUGGAAAUUUCUACUGUCAGUAACAUUUCCCUAGUGAAUAAAAUCAGUGAGUUGAGCAAAACAUAUCCUGGUAUUGUUGACACAUCAUCAGCGGGUGUGGACACGGUGUUAUUUGUUGAGAAGACGAGAACUCCCCAGCAAAAUGACUUUGAAAGCUACUGGAUUUUAUCGUGGAUGAACGAUUCCUAUGUCAUGAGUAUUGUUACUCCCGUAGCAUCAGGUAUUGCUGGAGGUUUAGUGGUUCUGGUCGUCUUACUUGUGUGCAGAUUCAUCUACCGAUUUUAUCGUUCUCGUGAGAACAGACUUAGAAAGAAAACCUUAAAGGUAUGUAUGUUUCAGUCCUCCAAUCAUGUGAGAAAUCCUGAAUUGGUGAAACUAAAUCUUUAG